AUGGCCGCGGGCACUCGUCGCCAGAGCAUCGAGGUCUUUCGACUGCGACUGCGUGAGACAAUGAACGAGGGCGACGACAGCGAGAGCGUCAGUAGUACCCCCAGUACCCCCAGUAUUUCGAGUCUCCCAGAGCAUCAGGAGCUCUCGGCGAUGCUGCCAAGUCAAGAGAGUAACUCCAGUCGACGGUUGAUGUACCCUAUCGAAGAGAUUACGACGGAAGAGGGGACGAGAGAGCAACAGCAGCAGCAGCAGAGCCAGGGAGAAGCUGUUGAGAAGACGGUGACGAGACGUUCCGUUCGUCUUGACAUAAACAUUGGCGAGGACAGUGAUGAGGACCAAUUAUUUUCGGGACAGGGGAGUCAAAUUGACGACGACAGUCGAGAAGAAGAGGAGAUUGACGGCCGUGAACCUCAGGCUGGACGCAAACCUCCUUUUCUCGCGACUUCGUACUCUUCUGGCGACGACAGUAGCUCGAGGACUUUGCGUUGCAGUCUUGAUGCUGUCAACUGUCCGUCUUUUUUGGACGCUAGAGAUGCUCGAGCUAUUGAAGCUGUCGCGCAACUCGGGGAGAGCCUCGAAUCGUUGGAGAGUGAGGAACGAAUGAUGGCGAGCGGAGCUGAAAGUAGAGCAACAACUACAGUGCAAAAGACGACGCGAUCAAAUUCGUUGCCGGCGGCUCAAUCGAAGGACACUCUUCGCGAGUCGAGGUGUGUCGUGCUUGUAACGCGCCCGAGUCAGCGCGAUAUUGAAAUGUGGACAGAGCGUGCAACAAGCACGAUGGUCAAGUCCACCGAAAGCAGUGCUCGAACGACGCCGACCAGCGCACAGAGUCGGCGGUGGGUGCUCGAGUACAAGCCCGUGGUCCGCCACUCUGGAUGGCUCAUCAAGCGUGGUCAUGGUUUGCGUAAUUUCAAGCGCCGGUUGUUUUGUAUUGUGGACAAUGAGCUUAUUUAUCACGACACACAUGACGCAACAGAGGUUCGUGGUCGCCUGGAUCUCACGCGAAAGAGCACAGUGCAGUGUAUGUUGCAUAGCGGCUUCAAGUUUGUGCAAAGUGGGUGUGGUAUGGUUUUGUAUGCCUUGGAUGACCACGACCGGGAUGUGUGGAUUCGAAAAUUACAGGAACACAAUGUACAAUUGCUGCCUGAAGGUGCUAAGACAGCUAGACUUUUGAAGCAGAACAGCGAUAAUGCAGACAAAGGCGGUCCGAUUAUUUUUUCGGGUUGGCUGCGCAAACGUGGUCGUAUGGUAAAAUCCACAAAGCGACGCUGGUUUGAGUUGUCGAGCGGCACGCUUUCGUACUUUGCUCAUCCACAGGGAGGUUCCCGGAAGGGUUCUCUUGACGUCUCUCGGGCACGAGUAUCGCCUGUUGACACCAUUAAGACGGGCGAAAGACACAGCUUUCAGAUUUGUACAUCCAGCCGAAAUCUGUUCUUGCAUGCUGACAGCCAAGAAGAACGGUCAAUCUGGAUAGCUGCUCUCGCCUCGGUAAGCGAAGGAAGUAGUACGGGCGCGACACUGGCAGGCGGGACGCCCUCAAAAUCCGAUACCAAUGAUUUUGGCAUAUCCAUGAGCGUAUCGGAGAUUGGCUGGGCGUGUAAAUGCGGUGCGUUAGAAAAAGGUGGCGCGACUAUUGACGGUGUUUGUCGCCGCUGUAUGUCCUCCUUCAUCUCGAAUACAGAAGACGUGAUGGUGGAUGUAGCGCGCGAAGUGCAACUGCUGCUAGCAUCUCCGUACUCCCCGGAAGGUUGCACCUCCGCUGCUUUUUUGAAAGAGCACGCUGGUCGUCCGGUCCACAACGCGACGGUGCGGGAGUUCAUGACUGGACUCUCGGGCUAUUUGAUUCACACUCGCUUGAAAGAGCUGUUGAUGCUUGCGGGCGUCGCACAGCGUGACAGCAAUUUGGCAAGCGACGCCGCGGAGAAUCAGGCAAACUUCAAGAUUGGCGCUGCAGGCCUUCAAGACGUUGCAGUGGUGAACGAGACUACGAAUAACAUUCAAACGAUCGUUUACGAGCAGACGGAAGAACGUGUAUUGUUUCCUCUUUACCGCGCGAUCUUGACGAACGUGCAUGCACAAACACGAGAGGAUGCGAAGGUACUGAAGGGGAAGAUUGAAAUUCUGCGCAGCAAAUCGCAAGCAUUCUUCGGCAUUGGUCCUGACAGCGUGUCGUCUUCUCGAUGGGUUUCGGCUUGUGCAAAACUACGGGAAGUGGACAAGGUGAGUCUCCCGUACAUGAAACGUGCGCAGCUGCUGGCUGCUUGCAAGGACAUCUACGCCGUCUACCACACAGAGCACCCUGCUCAGCCGCCCAUGAGUGCUGACGCCUUCAUCCCAGCCUUCAUCUACGUGCUCAUUCACUCCCAUUUGCGCGACCCUGUGGCGCUCAAAGAGUUGAUCACGACCUUCGAUUUGGGCAGUCAACAUGGCGAAAUCGCCUACUUCGUGACAUGUCUGGAGAUUGCACUCGAGUACAUUCGAUCGCUACUGACCGCAUGUACAGUGGUGCUCUCUUCAGCUCGCAAACUCGGGAUUGAGUUUGCCAAGCACGUGGAAGCCGAUGUGGUGAUUGUCCAUCGACUUUUGCCAGGUGAGCAAGCUGAGCAGAGCGGUGUGAUCAAUCUUGGCGACGUGCUUGUUGCUGUAAACGGAUUGCCAGUGUACGAGAUGGAGCUUGCAGAAGUUGCAAAACUCUGGCGUGGCAUUGAUGGGGAGGCCGAAUUUUGUUUCCUGCCUAUGGACGAGUAUCUGCGGAAGUAUGGCACGUCAUAA
Peronospora matthiolae is the source of this 2772-nucleotide messenger RNA. Lineage: Eukaryota; Oomycota; Peronosporomycetes; Peronosporales; Peronosporaceae. The record is from the annotation of a GenBank genome assembly.